Peronospora matthiolae is the source of this 420-nucleotide messenger RNA. NCBI's taxonomy places the organism in Eukaryota, Oomycota, Peronosporomycetes, Peronosporales, Peronosporaceae. The record is from the annotation of a GenBank genome assembly.
AUGUCGUGUGAUACCCUCACGUGGUUGCUGACCCAGAACAACUCGUCCUUCCUCUUGAAGCGCAAUGGCUCGGAGUUUGCGCGCGAGAAGUUCAAUUUACUGAACCGCAACUGCCGCAAGUACUCGGGCUUGGCGGCGACUAGGGCUGUGGACCUGUCGCUUGCAGACAAGAAAGUGAUGCUCACUACCAAGAUUGAAAGGGCGUACAAGAAGCCCGUGAAGGCCGAGAAUGUCGUGCCUCUUCGUAAAGGUGCUCGUGGUGGAGCGAACACCAUCCGCGCCAACAUUUCGCGCAACUUUUACCGUCGCGAUCUGAAGAAAGCGGCGUUGGCCAAGUGGUCGCGUCUGUCCACGGUCGCCAAGGUUGAGAAGGGUGUUCUCCAGAAGAAGGCUAUCCGUAGCCGUCGCAUCAAGGCGUAA